AGGAAGCUUUCAUCGGCAUGGAGUAUUCAGGCCGCGACUGGAACGGACGUCGCGUCAUGGGAAUGGUCGAGGGCAAGUCCAUAGCAACUGCGCUCGCUGCCGACCCGACGAUGAUGUGGGAAAUUCCCGAAAGCUGGACCAUGGAAGAGGCUGCUACGGUCCCCGUGGCGUACUCGACUGCCUACUACGCACUGGUGGUGCGCGCCGACAUGCAUCCUGGAGAGUCGCUGCUAGUGCACAGUGGCAGCGGAGGCGUCGGGCAAGCUGCAAUCAGAAUCGCCCUUUCCAUGGGCUGCACAGUCUUUACCACUGUAGGGUCUCAGGAAAAGAGGGAAUUUCUCAAACGGUGCUUUCCAGUGUUACAAGACCAAAACUUUGCAAACUCACGAGAUCUUUCCUUCGCAGAACACAUCAUGUGCGAGACUAAAGGCCGGGGUGUGGACCUGGUGCUGAACUCGUUGGCCGAAGAGAAGCUGCAGGCCAGCGUAAGCUGCCUCGCAAAGCAUGGCCGCUUCGUGGAGAUCGGCAAGUUCGACCUGUUCGAGAACAACAAUCUGGGCAUGUCCGUGUUUCUCCAGGACGUCAGCUUCCACGGGGUCAUGUUGGACAGCUUGCUGCACGAUAGCACGACUGCUCUGGCUCACAAGCGCCGUGUCACAGAGCUUGUCAGCCAAGGAAUCAAAUCUGGGGUUGUACAGCCGCUGAAUGUCAUCAAGUUCACCAGACAGCAGACCGAGGAGGCGUUCCGCUUUAUUGCCUCUGGGAAACAAAUAGGCAAGGUCGUGAUCCAGAUGCGGACGGAAGAGAGCGAGCGCACGACUCGCGCGCCUCCGCUGACAGUGGAAGCAGUGGCGCGUCCCUACUUCUACCGACACAAGUCUUACGUCAUUGUCGGUGGCCUUGGUGGCUUCGGCCUCGAGCUCGCCGAGUGGAUGGUGUCUCGUGGCUGCCGCAAGCUGCUGCUGAUCUCCAGGAGCGGUAUGCGCACGGGGUACCAGAGGCUUUGUCUUCAGCGGUGGAGCCACCUGGGGGCCUCAGUGCUUCUCACCAACGACGACGUUUCGACGCAAGAAGGUGCUCGCAGGAUUAUCGCGACUGCGACAACUAUGGGACCCGUGGGCGGGAUUUUUAACUUGGCCAUGGUUCUUCGCGACGCCUUGAUCGAGAAUCAGUCGGCCGAGCUGUACGCGGAUGUGUGCAAGCCAAAAGUGCUCGGUACUCAGUGCCUCGACGACGUGUCGCGAAGUGACUGUCCCGAGCUCGAACACUUCGUCGUUUUCUCCUCCGUGGCUUGUGGUCGUGGCAACGUUGGCCAGACAAACUACGGUUUCGCGAACUCCGUCAUGGAGCGUAUAUGUGAGCGCCGUGUCGCGGACGGGCUCCCCGGGUUGGCCAUCCAGUGGGGCCCUAUCAGAGAUGUUGGUGUAGUCCACGAUGUCUUCGGCGCUGACAUGACAGUCUCAGGACUUCCGCCACAGUCGAUAAAUUCUUGUUUGGAGGUGUUGAACUACUUCCUGGGCCAACGCCACCCAGUCGUCUCGUGCUUUGUCAAGCCGAGCUUGUCCACAAAAGCGGACAGCGGGGAAAAGCGAGAUCUUCUUCAGAGCGUGUGUCACAUAAUUGGAAUCAAAGACCCAUCGAACAUGAGCCCGACCGUCAGCCUCGGCGAGCUGGGCAUCGACUCCUUGAUGACCAUCGAGGUGAAGCAACUGCUGGAGCGAGACUACGACGCUGCCCUGACUGCACAACAAAUCCGGCAGCUUAGCUUCAGUCAGCUAAGCGAGAUCAGCGAAGCCUGCAACGACAAUUCACCAGCGCCUGAUACCUCGGCUCCGGUCAAAGGACAAG
Messenger RNA from Dermacentor andersoni, 1848 nucleotides. NCBI's taxonomy places the organism in Eukaryota, Metazoa, Arthropoda, Arachnida, Ixodida, Ixodidae. The record is from RefSeq and is a predicted model, not a curated record.